Molecule: messenger RNA, 2211 nt
Organism: Prunus persica (peach)
Lineage: Eukaryota; Viridiplantae; Streptophyta; Magnoliopsida; Rosales; Rosaceae
Exons: 3
Coding region: 1-2211 (736 amino acids)
Molecular function (GO): nucleic acid binding; RNA-DNA hybrid ribonuclease activity
Source: RefSeq, a predicted model, not a curated record
AUGUUUGCUGAAGCUUUCAAUGAGCUUCAGGUCCCGUCUCACUUACUCGACUGGAGCAUCACACCCCUUGUGAGCUUCUCUGGUGAUGUUGUCCAGCCCAUUAGAAGCAUUUAUCUCCUUAUAUCUAUUGGAGCCGCACCCCAGCGGGCGACGGUCACCACCCCCUUCCUCAUUGUUGACUGUCUCACAGCUUACAACGUCAUCCUUGGGCGCUCCGCUUUAGCCCAAAUGAGGGUUUUUAUUUCCACACAUAUGCUACUGCUGAAGUUCCCUACGUCCAAUGGCACAUGCACGGUGCACGGCGACCAACUUGGAGCCCGAAGCUGCUAUGAUUCAGCAGUCAAAUCCACCAAACGCCAACAUCGGAGUGAGGCCCUCGCAGUAACCAAGCCUCCAGCCCUUCCUCAAGCUGGCACUGAACGACCUGAGGACCCCAGGGAGGAGUUUGUCACACAGCAGGCCGAACCUGUUGAGGACCUGGAGCUGGUUACUCUUCAUGACGACAACCCGGAUCGGCAGGUCCGAAUUGGCACCUCCCUCUCACAAGAGCUUCGCUCUGACCUCGUCGCCUUCCUCCGCCUCAACUCUGAAGUCUUCACAUGGUCCUACAAUGACAUGCCUGGCAUAUCACCAGACAUCAUAUCCCAUAGGCUCAACGUUAAUCCUGCCGUUCGACUCGUUCUACAGAAGCGUGGCGCUUAUGACCCCGAGCGCUAUGAGGCCAUGAGGGCGGCGGUAGAUAGAUUGAGUAGUAUCGGAUUCAUCAAGGAGGUUGACUAUCCCACAUGGUUGGCUAAUGUGGUGAUGCUGGUUGACGCCACAGCUGGCCAAGCCCUUCUUAGCUUUAUGGAUGCUUACUUAGGGUACGGCCAGAUCUUCAUGCACCUCGAUGACCAAGCCCACACCUCCUUCAUUACGGAUCGUAGCCUAUACUGCUAUAAGGUGAUGCCCCUCGGCCUCAAGAACGUCGGGGCUACUUAUAAAUGUCUGGUGAACAGCCAUUUCACCUCACUGAUUGGCAACACCAUGGAGGUAUACGUUGAUGACAUGCUAGUCAAGAGUUGCACUGCUGACCAGCAUAUCCCUAACCUCUCUGCCAUGUUCACCAUCUUGAAGCAGUAUAGAACGAGGCUUAACCCCACAAAAUGUGCAUUCGGGGUGGCUUCGGGCAAAUUCCUUGGCUUUAUGAUCAGCCAGAGGGGUAUUGAAGCCAAUCCAGAGAAGAUCCAGGCCAUCUUAGACAAGACGGUACCUAAGACGGUCAAGGACAUUCAAAGCCUUACAGGGCGUGUCGCAGCCCUGACCAAAUUUAUCUCUAAGGCCACCGACCGCUGCGCCCCAUUCUUCAAGGCACUUAAGGGUAGCAAGCGAAGCAUUACCUGGACCGCCAAGUGUAACACGGCUUUCAGCGACAUUCUCAUGAUUUAUCUCUCCAUCUUGGUUACAACAGUUAGCUCUGUGUUCAUCCGACUAAGGGAUAGCGCGGAGCACUCAGUGCAUUAUGUUAGCAAAGCAUUGCAGGACGCCGAGGUGUUGCAGAAACCUGAAACUUCUGGGAGGUUGGUUAAGUGGGCCAUUGAACUUGGUGAGUUUGAUAUCCACUACAAACCCCGCCCAGCUACGAAAGGCCAAGCCAUCGCUGACUUCAUAUCAAAAUUCACGGAACCCCAAGCCUCAGCUGCUACCCAGGUUAUAAUCGAACCCAAUCUCCCUUCGAGCCAGGACCACGCCGCCAGCAAAGGCACUCUAAACCUGACCCAGCCCAUGUGGACCUUAUAUGUGGAUGACUCCUCCAAUGCCCAAGGAUAUGGGGCCGACCUCGUUCUCAUCUCCCCAGACAAGGUUGUCCUUGAGUACGCCCUCCACUUUAAAUUCCACACCUCCAACAAUGAGGCCGAAUACGAAGCACUCUUAGCUGGCCUUCGGCUAGCCAAAGAAAUGGGCGCUAGGGAAAUUCAGAUAUUCAGUGACUCACAGCUCGUCGUCCACCAAGUCAAUCAGGACUUUAUGGCCAAAGACGCCUCUAUGACAGCUUACCUCCAGCAUACCCAACACUUGCUUGCAACAUUCGACGCUUAUCUUAUAAGCCAGGUGCCACGCUCUGAGAACAGCCAUGCUGAUGCAUUGGCCAGGUUAGCCUCAGCCUUGCCAUAUCCACAUAUAGUUCUUGGACCAGCCCAGCACACAAGCCCUACUCGUCUGUACCGUUGA